Molecule: messenger RNA, 5635 nt
Organism: Pelobates fuscus (common spadefoot toad)
Lineage: Eukaryota; Metazoa; Chordata; Amphibia; Anura; Pelobatidae
Gene: SHISAL1
Product: shisa like 1
Exons: 5
Coding region: 670-1239 (189 amino acids)
Source: RefSeq, a predicted model, not a curated record
CAUGUGUGUAGGUGUGUUUGAAAGUGCUCUCAGAGUACAGAAUUCAGGGAGCGCUGAGCACACCGUCCAGGGGUCGGUACUUUAGGAGGUUCCCUGACUUCUCACCACCAGGAGCUGGUAGCCAGAGCCACUUGCCCAGCUUUCUGCCAUGGACCUCACUGGCUGAGGCACCAGGACUGGCUUAGACACCAGGACUGGCUGAGACCCCCACACUGGAUGAGACCCCCAUACUGGAUGAGACACCAGGACUGGCUGAGACCCCAGGAUUGGCUUAAAUAUUUCAAGGACCUUGCUAGCAGGGUAAAGGGGUGUAAAUGUGACCCCCUAAUCCCAGCUCAAUUAAACGUUUCUGCGAUGGUCAUCAUUGGCUGAUACACCCGGAUUGGCAAGACACCCAUACUGUGUAAGACCCCCACAUUGGCUGAGACCCCCACAUUGGCUGAGAUCUCCACACUGAGUAAGACCCCCACAUUGGCUGAGACCCCCGGAUUCCCUAGGAUCUCUCUGGGAUAACAGUGGAGUGUGGACCCCGCUAUGCUUUGGGUAAAUUGCUCAUUUUUGGAGUAUUCAUUCUGCUUGAGGAUGUAUUCACACCCCCACUCAUGGUCCGGAAAAAGAAGCCCCAUCAGCUCCAAGAUAAUUCUCUAAUGGACGGAUGAGACCAAAAGGAUGACUGGCUGGACUAUCCGAUUACUCAGUUUGCUGGUAUUGCUGUUCUUGGUGAUGUCUUCAAAAGCCUCUUCUGCCCAUUAUCGGGUUUGCGAGCCGUACACUGACCACAAAGGCCGGUACCAUUUUGGUUUCCACUGUCCGCGUCUGUCUGAUAAUAAAUCCUACAUCCUGUGCUGCUACCACAAUAACUCCAUGUUUAAAUACUGCUGUAACGAGACCGCGUUCCAGAACGUCAUGCAGAUGAACCUCACCAUGGGUUCCGAUGGAUAUAUGCAUAACAACUACAGUGCACUGGUUGGAGUCUGGAUUUAUGGAUUUUUUGUGGUUGUCCUGUUGGUGUUGGACCUGUUGUAUUAUUCUGCAAUGAACUUUGAAUUUUGCAAGUUGUACCUGACAAGAUGGGGUAUACAUGCCAAAUGGAUGAGACAAGGACAGAAGCAGUGGGACAAAUCGACACAGGAUUCUUCUCAAACGUCGGCUCAGUGUCAAACCGCGCACUCUGUACACACUUUAAAAGGAGAUAAUCUCAGUCCAACCGGGAUGCCAUAUCAGACUUCGAGAGCCUGAAUAAAGUCCUGUGCCUAACGGUGGAUGAAGAUAACAACCGGGUAAAAGCUCGCAGCAGACACGACUCAGGCGAGUAAAUUCUGACGUUGAUGACUGAAGGAGGUCUGAAGGUGGACUAUCGUUCAAAUCUUUUAAGUCGUUCUGCUUUGUCAAGGAAAAAAUAGGACAGUCAGCAGGAAGUGCUUUCUAAUUCUGUUUGUAAGCAAUAUUUUCAUUUCUAACCGAAGAAGAUUAUUUUUAGAAAAAAAACAAACAAAACAAAAGGGGACUGUCACCUCUGAUAAAUUGAAUGAUUGAGCGAAGGAGACUUCUCGCUUUGACAAGGUCACUCACGUCGUGCAGAGCACUAUAACUCUUCAAAGCAAUGGCACAUCCAAAUUGCUGCCUACUGUGUACAUCUAUUGUCGUUAAGUGUGUAACUUAGACUGUGUGUCAGUUUAAUGAACAGGAACAUUCCUGAAUCCUGAUGAAAUAGCGCAGUGCGUAGGCUGCACUCAGUAAGCACCCCUCUCACUUUAUGAAGUUUGGACAUAUCAACACCUGCCAGUACCAGACAGAUGAACCAAUAAUACGUCCCACUUUGUUGUGUCUUCAUUUUCAACACACUGUAUAAGACCACAAGUGCCCUAAUUCUCACAGUCAUAGAUGGUUUUUCAUUUCUUUCCUUAAAAUGGACCUGUCGCCAAAACUUUACGUCAAACCAGAAGAAUAAUGGUCUGUAUGUUGUAUUGAAAUUAUUCAGCAGCCUUUAGGACAUUUCUAUAUUUCACCCUAAUUGCAAUAGAGAAUACUUUGCACCGCCAUGCGAUCCUUCUCUUUCCUCCAGGUCAUUAUUUAAAAACUGCAUCAGAACGUUGAGAGUCUGGUCCCAUCCCAUCUGCAGGUCAUCUCUAUCUCCAUCUACUGUCUUUUCUCCUUCUCACUUACCAACACAUGUCAAGUCACACCUUCCACCUUUUCUUCUGUUCAACCUGCUUGUCUCAUUUCAGUUUGGAGUCCCACCAUAUUCCAGCUCCAGGCCUUGAUUGCCCAGCUCAUAUUUCAUCUGUCCCAUUUGAGGUUCCUUCUAAGCACUAGCCCAUUCCAUCUCUGUUCCACUUUUUUUGACUCAUUUUAGUUCUCAUUUUGCAUUCUUUCAGAUGCAACUUUACUUAGUUUGUCAUUGGUCUGACCAUAUGCCUGGCCUGUGCACGGUGGCCCAAACAAGGUGCAUGCACUACAGUGGCCUAAUCUGUCAUGGACUCAUCCUGAUGCCAAGCGGCAAAGCCCCACAGCAUUUCUGUGAUAAACAAUUACCCUAUACGAGUAACCCAAAGCAUUGAAGGAAAACUAUAGUGUUAGGAAUACAAAACUGUAGUGUCGUUCCCAUGGGCAGAUUGUGUCUCACAAACACAGGAAAACAUGGGGCUCCAUACAAUCCUUACAGGUUUUUUUAAAGAAAAUCCUAAAUGUAGCAUUUACUGAACUGACUAGCUCUUUUCAAAAACAUGGAAAAAAAUUUAAUUAAUAGAAAAGUGGGCAACUGUUGGUUUUGGAAAAACUAGGCACCAUAACCACUAUAUGCCAAUGUCCAUUACGCUGCCCUGAGUGGUACUUUAUCAAACUAUUUCUGAGUGGUUUGACCAAAACUCUCUGACUCUGUUUCUGUGAAACCUACAGCCCAGCCCUCGCGUGCUGUAACUUCUGGGGAACAGGCCUGCGCUGUGGGUGCCUCAGGAAAUGUCUUGGUCAGACAGACUGCAUGAAAAUGGACCAUUGCACCAUUGUCUAAUGGCACCAUAAUAGCUAUAUUGGCAUGUAGUAGUUAUGGUGCUGUUGCUUUUUUUUAUGUAAAAUAAUGUGGCCAUUUGUUGCACUAACAUUAGGAAAUAUAAAAUAAAAUUGCAUUGUAAAUAUUUUUCAUGCACCUAUAUUCCUCGAGCUGAUUUGCUGCUCUUUUUGAAUAUUUUGGUAAAGUUGAAACACUAAUAGAUAAUUCAAUCCAAUCAAUCCAUGCUGAAUAACAGAUUGAUUAAUGGGACACCCCAGGGUGCAUUUGCUGCCAUUUCAAUGCAGUAUAUUUAUUUUUCACAUGCCUUAUAUAACACCUUUAUCCGGAGCUUGCUGUACGACGAUUGGCGGUGACAUAUAUAUCUUAUAUUAAAAUGGUGAGUGCAGAUGGAAGCCUCUUAUAGCUCUGUGACAGUAAGUUAUAAAACGUGCAUGCGUGAUGCCAUACACGGCUCAGGUAUGUCCAGUGUCACCACAAGGGGCGUCUUAUUCACAAAAGAAAAAAAAGAGUCUUUUACAACAGUGAUUGGAAGCUUCUGGCCAAAGCCACAUUUACAAGAUAAGAAGAAACGAGUAGCUGGACUGGAAAAUAAUUCCCGAAUACGUUGUAUCUCCAAUUUGGUUACUUUAAGAUCACAUUUCGGUUGACUACGAUUCACCAUGUACCUAACUCGGACCCUUACACUAUUGUGGGAAAAGGGGCCCCGUCCCAUGAUGAGACUUUAGGCUCAUUGCUCCCUGUUUAAAUAUCCCAGCCCUCUCCAGCUAACCCGCUGCUGUGGCUUCUCUGUGGUAGGUCCUGUGGCUUUAGCCUUGCUCUGCAAAUGAAUUGCUGGUCUGGUAUAAAACAAGACAGCAGGGUGUAAAUUUGACGUUUCUAAUUUCCAUUUAUUUUGCUUUAUACCAAAGAGGAGACAGGUGACCCAGUGGGCAGGUGGCUGAUGAAUGUUAACGAAGAGUAACAACUAAAACAAAUGAAAUUUACUUACAUCUCCUUUCUGUUCAGCUAUAAAUAUUUCCCCAACAGCAUACAGAGUUAUACCGUCAUAUUACAGAGUUAUUCCGUCAUAUUACAGAGUUAUACCGUCAUAUUACAGAGUUAUUCCGUCAUAUUACAGAGUUAUUCCGUCAUAUUACAGAGUUAUACCGUCAUAUUACAGAGUUAUUCCGUCAUAUUACAGAGUUAUACCGUCAUAUUACAGAGUUAUACCGUCAUAUUACAGAGUUAUACCAUCAUUAUACAGAGUUAUACCGUCAUAAUACAGAGUUAUACCGUCAUAUUACAAAGUUUACCAUUAUAAUACAGAGUUAUACCGUCAUAUUACAGAGUUAUUCCGUCAUAUUACAGAGUUAUUCCGUCAUAUUACAAAGUUAUACCGUCAUAUUACAGAGUUAUACCGUCAUAUUACAGAGUUAUACCGUCAUAUUACAGAGUUAUACCAUCAUUAUACAGAGUUAUACCGUCAUAAUACAGAGUUAUACCGUCAUAUUACAAAGUUUACCAUUAUAAUACAGAGUUAUACCGUCAUAUUACAGAAAGAGAAUGGUCUUUGCUUGACUUUACUGUCGUUGUGCCUCUAUCUGACAGGAUUAUUUAGGGUGAGACUUCAAAGUGAAUUACAAAUUUAAGGCUAUCGGGUUGUAACAAAUGCUUUUUAAUGUGUCAGUCACUGAUAUAUUGUAUUUAAUGGUUUGACAAUCCUUCUCAGCAGUCCUUAGACCAUGUGCAGAAUCUCAUGGUGUGCCCUCUACUGGUGAAGGAAAGUAGUGUUAUCAUGUGAUUAACUUAAAAUGUAACUUUAUAUAUAUAUUCCACAUGUCUCUUAUUGGGACUGUCCCACUGACAUGGGUUAUUUCUCUGAUGUCCCACUUCUCAAGGAACUGGAAAUACCCACCGAAAUAAUGACUAUGGGCAAAAUCCAUGUAUAUUCUGUGCCCUGUACAUGCAUAGGUCGAAAUGGCUGGUACAUAAGGAGCGCUCUAUAAAAUAAAGUGUGGUAUUCCAGUGAAUCCAUCCCCUGGAUAUAAUCCCCAUAUCUCGGAAUCUUGGGGUAAAAUGUUGGCAAUAUGUUCUGAGCAGACUCCUGUUCACAUAAGGGGCGGACCUCCUGAAUCGUAAUGUAACCUAGAUAGUAACUGUGAUCCGUGUUAGGAAAACCCCCCUUAAAUUAAAAAGAAAAGAAGGGUGGGAUUAAGAAAUUAUCUGAAUGAUGUGCUGCUGUGAAAUGUGGGUAUUGGGGUUACAGACCCUCCCACACCCUUUAACAAAGUCGUUUUUCAGUUUGUUUGUUUUUUAACUUAAAACAAUUGUUACUUACUAUACAAUGUAUUUGACACCGUGUAGGCAUUGUAUGUGCUUGUAGCAUAGGAAACCCAGUCCAUUUAUUGGAAACAGAACCAUCCCAUCGAAUCCCCAAUGUGGUUUUGCUAUUUAUUUGGGAGAUUUUUAGAAUUUUUUGAGACUGAUGCUUUUUUUUUACGCAUUACCAAAAAAGUGACCUCUUAAUUGUUUUAGCAUUGCAAUAUUUAGAAUUUCUACCUCCCUGUAACACAUAGAACUAAUAAACACAAGAUGUACGUGUGUUUCAAAUAUUCGUCUCGUUGUAAAUUUGCAUCCUAAGAAAUA